Messenger RNA from Neurospora tetraspora, 1775 nucleotides. RefSeq lists its product as uncharacterized. NCBI's taxonomy places the organism in Eukaryota, Fungi, Ascomycota, Sordariomycetes, Sordariales, Sordariaceae. The coding region runs from base 302 to 1285 and encodes 327 amino acids. The record is from RefSeq and is a predicted model, not a curated record. The transcript has a single exon.
CCGACCAAGAGCUAGCUGUUGCAUCAUGAUGAUGUCUGACCGUCAAAGGGGCUUUAUCUUGGAACGAUUCGCCUUUGUAAGAUGAUUGGACAAUUCCAGAAGCUCCAUUGCAAUGUGCCAUGUGAUAGCUUGAAGGUGUGGCCACGUGCUUGGUGCUGGCGGAUCUCGACUUGGGAAGAAGCACUUCAAAGACUUACCUGUAUGGAGAAAUUCGGAUUCAGCUAUUUGGUAUAUCGAUCAACUUACCUAGCCUCCCUUCCUUGUUCUUCCGAGGAAAUCAUCACUAAGCCACCAACAAACAAUGGCGUUCACCCAAUUCGUCCGUCUCCCUCCAGAACUCCAAGACAUAGUCUGGGACCACGCAGCCGCCCUCUCCCCAUGUCUUCACUUCCUCCAGAAGCUCCCAGACACCAGCUGGGUGGACUGGGACAUGCAACUCAUUCCGGACCGACACCAAUCCGCAGACCUGAACCUGCGAAAUCUUUCACUUGCCUGCCAGGACGCUCGCUCGGCCGUGAUCCGACACGUCCGGGCCAUGGAGCGCAAGAUACUUGUGCCCAUGCCAAGAUAUGGUAGCCCGCCUGCGUCCAUGACCAACUUGACCCUCGACCUGACCACCGAUCUCAUCUGCUUCGGAGGAGCGGAUGCCGGACCAAAGGAAACCAUGGCGGCGGUGGACUGGGCCGAUUUCGAACACAUUGUGUUUACGGGCGCCCGGCGGUUCGCGGUGAGGUACUUCCGAUCUGGAUGGAACGAGUGGGGGAAUUCGACCGAGGACGACCCCAACGGCGACGAAGGGGUUGGGUUGAGCCUGGAGGAAUUGCAGGCCAUGUGGAGGCAUGAGUGUAUGCACUGGACACAUGUCGGGGUUGCGGGGGGGCCGGGGCCUGACGGGCCUGACGGCGACGGGGAAGGGAGGAUGGAUCUAGAGAUCCACUAUCCCGAUGCCGACCCGCCCUUUUGCGCCAGAUGUGUGGCCAAUGUGAUGAGAAGGUUUGAGAGGCUGGAGGAAUUUUGGCUUAUUGUUGAUCCGGACUGCUUGAACAUGUUGGGUCAUGAAGAAGUGAUGUGUGAGGAGGGCAAAGGGACUGAGGAGACGGACGAGACAGAGAUGUCGGCCACUGGACCAACAAAGCACCGGGCCUUCCACUCGUACAGCCGAACGUAUUUCAGCCUGGAUGAUCAUGAGGUGAGAAGUGAGCUGAGAGGGCCUAUGAGGGCGUUGCAGGCCAUCAGAGACAACCUGGUUCGUCUCCUAUUUCAAGAUGAUGUGAAGAAUAGGUAAGCAGCUAACAUUCUCCAAGGAAGUAGCAUCGAUGCUGUCCGCUUCUAGGCCGGAGUGGAUGAACCAUGUUCGGUAUGGACUGUUGUCGUGGCGAGAUGACCGGAAGACAAAGUGACGAGGAACACCUCCAUGGUGCCGGUACUGGCCUCGUGCUGAGAUGUCCGGACGAUGUCAUGUCAUUGUGAGAAGAAGUUGUCGUCACGGUGCAUUGCAGCGCAUCUCGGCGUAUCUGAGCCCCGGUGGAAGUGCGGGACGGACCUCCGAAACUGCUUGAAUCAAUCGAUAAUCCAUGACUAAAAUCGGGAAUCAGAUUUGCUGAGGGCAUCGUGACAUCUGUCGGCGACGAGGAGAUGGAGGAGAUGGAAGAGUUCAGGCGAGAGAUGGGGAGGAGUCCGGGAGAGAAAAGUGCCGACGUCUCGGGAGCGUCUCAACCCUGGUUUGAUGUCAUCGAAAGCGGGCUAGUGAGGCGCUAACAGUGGCUGACAGGGCU